AUGCUCGCAUCAGUCCUCCCUGGUCUUGCCUGCCUUGCCCUCGCGGCGGGUGCCACCGCUACGCAACCGCAGGCGCGCGAUGUCUCUAGCAUUUCUGUUGGCCCGUACUGGGUUGAUGUGCCUGUUGACCACUUUGGUGGCUACAAUGCUACGUACAAGAACCGCUACUGGGUCAAUGCGACCUACUACAAGCCGGGUGGUCCUGUUGUCUUGUUCGACUCUGGGGAGCAAGAUGCCGAGCCCUUGCUUGAAUACUACCUCCAAGACUACCACGGCAUAUCUGCGGCCAUGGAGACUGCGAAACAGUUCGGCGGUGUCGCGAUCCUCUGGGAGCACCGCUACUACGGGAAGAGUCUGCCGUUCCCCGUCAACGCGAACACGGCCGGUGCUCAGUAUCAGUAUCUUACGACAGAGCAGGCCCUCGAGGACGUCGUCUUCUUUGCGAAGCAGUUCUCAGUCGAUGGGAUUAGUGACAGCCUGAAGCCGGGUGACACGCCGUGGAUCUGGGUUGGAGGGAGUUAUCCUGGUGCUAGAGGUGCUCUUAUUCGAGUUCGCAAUCCCGAAAUUUUCUACGCUGUUUGGGCCUCCAGUGCUGUUGUCCAGGCUCAGGUCGACUUCUGGCAAUACUACGCCCAAGCAGAACGUUCCAUGACUCGCAACUGCUCAGCCGACUGGGUUGCUGUCAACAAGUACACCGACACCGUUCUGGCACAGAACACGACCGAUGCUACGUAUCUAAAGUAUCGCAUCUUGCGCGCGACUGCCGGGAAGCCGGGAGGAAAUUCCACUCUCGCGGAUAAGGUAACAUGGGCGCAGGCUGAAGCCCUGUCCUGGAGCUCUGCCGCAUCCCAGCUACGUGUUGCGCUUGGCUCCUACCAGUACUUUGGAUUCCAGGCUAGCAUUCUCCCCUUCUGCGAUCUGGUGGAGACCAUGAACGAUACGGCCGCCCUUACGUGGGACAACAGCGAUAUGAGCAUCCAGGCACCACUCUCGUCGGAGGCCGGAAUUGCUGCAACAUACGGGAUUGAUCGCGCCGUGGAUGCAUGGCUUACAGCAAUCUGGGAGCUCGAUCGUGAUUCCCUCCCUCCCUCUCCUUUGCCUAGUGAUCCUACCGGCCAAAGCUGGACAUGGCAGUACUGCACCGAGUGGGGCUACUACCAGCGCGCGAACCCCGACAACCCGCACAACAUUAUCUCGGUCACAAGGACAUACGACAGCUUCCAGUCUGGUUGUAUGACACACUUCCCUAACUCGACCGGGUUCAUGCCGUCGACGCCCAACAUCGAUGCGAUCAACAAAUACGGUGGCUGGAACAUGACGCCGUCGAAUAUCCUUUUCACCAAUGGCCAAUUCGACCCCUGGCGCAGCGUCACAAUGGAUUCCCCUGAGCCCGCUGCACCUCACAGGAAUGUGACGACCGUCAUUCCAAAGUGCAACACCCCACCAGCGAACAACGAUGUCUUCGGCAUCACUCACGCCAACAUGGUGCACGUCUCGGACCUGCGCGUCCUACUGACGCCCGACGCUAACCAUACAAACUUGCACACCGUCGGGUUCUAUUCGCCCAUUGCCACCGAACCGUUCUAUUCCGGUAUGGGUCUUUUCAGCAUGGCGCUGCGCGAAUGGUUGCCUUGCUUCGAGAAGCAUUGCGUGUAG
This is a messenger RNA of Dacryopinax primogenitus, 1656 nucleotides long. RefSeq names its product peptidase S28. Gene Ontology annotation, biological process: proteolysis. The transcript has 3 exons. Gene Ontology annotation, molecular function: dipeptidyl-peptidase activity; serine-type exopeptidase activity. The coding region runs from base 1 to 1656 and encodes 551 amino acids. NCBI's taxonomy places the organism in Eukaryota, Fungi, Basidiomycota, Dacrymycetes, Dacrymycetales, Dacrymycetaceae. The record is from RefSeq and is a predicted model, not a curated record.